AUGUCUGCUAUACGAAAAUGGUUUAUACUAUUCAUCGUAGCGUUGCAGGGUUUCCUCGGUCCACUCAGCAGUUCGAUUUAUGCAAGUUGUAUUGAUUCAAUUGUGUUACGGCGUUCUCUCGGUGCAUCGAGCACGUUGAUCAAUGCCACCAUCUCAUUGUAUGUGUUUACUCAGGGGAUUGCCCCAAUGAUGUGGGCAGCACUUUCAGAACGGUACGGACGUCGCUUGAUAUAUCUUGGGGCAACAUCCAUCUACGUAGGGUCUACCAUAGGUUGUGCAUUGUCUCAACGCAUUGGUGUAUUUGUUGUGAUGCGCAUUUUCCAAUCGAUCGGUGCUAGUGCAGCUCAAGCUGUUGGCGCAGGCACUAUCACAGAUCUUUUUCUAGUUCAUGAACGUGGAAACGCAAUGGGCUUAUUCUUUCUUGGUCCUCUUAUCGGUCCGGUAGUUGGACCUAUUGCUGGAGGCUAUAUUAACGAGUAUAUCGGAUGGACCUAUAUCUUUUGGACACUCGCUGGCAUGGGCGGAUUCGUCUUGAUCCUUAUGCUGUUCUUCCUUCCAGAAACCUCAGCACUUGUUCUCGAACGAUGCAAAAUUCGACGGAAACUGCAAGAACGAAGGGAAAAGGCUGUAAACGACAAAAGAAGCCGACAGCAGCAACUAGAUACCAAACCUGUCGUACUCUUGGCAUCGACACCGUAUGCGCUAGCGUACGGGUUCAUGUACUUUGUCAUUUCUAGCUUACCCCAUCAACUCGGAUAUCGAUAUCAGCUGACUAGCUCACAGAUUGGACUCUCCUAUCUUGCAAAUGGUGUUGGAAAUGCAGUGGGCGCCGUGCUCUCUGGCAAACAUGCUGAUUGGUUGCUGCGACGGAAAAAGCAACAGCAAGAAGAACACGGGCAGCAACAGCAGUUGGAGCCAGAGAUACGUCUCUCGGCCAUGUGGAUGGGUAUUCUGUUACUGCCUAUAGGCGAGCUCAUCUAUGGAUGGUGCGUUCAGGCCCAUGUUCACGCAGCUGCGGGUCUUACGGGACUAUUUAUAUUGGGAGUCGGCGUUGGCAUCGUGCAAACACCAAGUAACACUUACCUGGUAGAUGCCUACAAUGGGUACUCUGCAUCUGUCAUUGGUGCGUCCAACUUAUUACGAAGUACGUUCGCAGGAUGUACACCACUGAUGGCUCCAACCAUGUUAAGAUCAAUUGGGAAUGGCUGGUCUAUGACCAUCUUUGCUGUUAUGAGCAUCAUGAGUGGUGGUUGCAUCUACAUUGUGCAAAUGUUUGGUCAACGAUGGCGUACAUUGAACGCAUCAUGA
Molecule: messenger RNA, 1308 nt
Organism: Zychaea mexicana
Lineage: Eukaryota; Fungi; Mucoromycota; Mucoromycetes; Mucorales; Lichtheimiaceae
Product: major facilitator superfamily domain-containing protein
Exons: 7
Coding region: 1-1308 (435 amino acids)
Biological process (GO): transmembrane transport
Molecular function (GO): transmembrane transporter activity
Source: RefSeq, a predicted model, not a curated record